Messenger RNA from Guyanagaster necrorhizus, 972 nucleotides. RefSeq lists its product as uncharacterized. NCBI's taxonomy places the organism in Eukaryota, Fungi, Basidiomycota, Agaricomycetes, Agaricales, Physalacriaceae. The coding region runs from base 1 to 972 and encodes 323 amino acids. The transcript is spliced from 20 exons. The record is from RefSeq and is a predicted model, not a curated record.
AUGGCGUCACCUUCGGAACUGAACAUCAACACUACACUAGGCGCAGUCCUCAUAGGAUUCGCCGUAGCUUGCUGUGUCUACGGAAUCCUCUUCGCGCAAGUUUUCAGCUAUUUCUCGAGAUUUCCCUUUGAUCGGCCGGUUUACAAAGGGCUGGUUUUGCUCAUUUUACUCCUUGAAACUACCGAUCAAGCUUUUAUCGGACACGUAGUGUAUCACUAUACUAUCUCGAAUUUCGCGAAUGUGUUGGCUUUGGCGCAGGGAACCGUGACUUGGUCAUUCAUUCUGCAGCAAACUAUUGGAGCCGUCGUGGGCUGCAUGAUCCUUCGCGUUGCGAGUGUGGAGAUUGAACACAAUAAGUUUAUCACCGGCAUCAUCUUAUUAUUAACGUAUGGCCAGCUGGGCCUGGCCAUUGCGUUCACCUUGAAAGCGUUUCAAUUGACUGGGGUCUUCGAGGUUAUCGAUCUUCGGGCUCUGGGAUCCACCUCUCUGGGCGUUGGGGUUCUAACUGAUGUGGUUACCGCCGCAUCACUGUGCUAUUUCCUGAACAAACUGAGAACUGGAUACCACAAAUCGGAUUCAUUGGUCAAUAGCCUUGUCCUAUAUGCAAUCAAUACCGGCGCUUUAACUAGUGCCGUCAGUUUGUCGACCGUGAUUUUUUAUAACAUCAUGCGCGCCAAUUUAGUUUUUGUCGCGAGUUUCUUCAUCCUGAGCAAACUUUACGCUAUAUCCUUCAUGGCAACGCUAAACACCCGGCGUAUCGUGCGAGGCAAAGGGACUGAUAAGCAGGGAACGACCACCAACAACACAAAUUUGUUUCAUCUUGGUACACGGAUGCCAAGCAUGGGCCACAUAGACGUGGAUCAAUGGGAUAAUAGCCCUGUCAGUCCAACUUCUAAGGAUCCGAGUAACGAGUUCCCGUUCGAUUCUUACUAUUAUCCUCAAAAGGCCGUCUCUAAUGGCGUAGCAGUGUAA